AUGCAUCCCAGCGCCUUAGUCGGUCUCCUGGCCUUUGCGGCCGCUGCUUCAGCGUUGCCCGGCGCUGCCUCGCGGCACGCCCACUCACAAGCCUCGAUCAGCAACCUCAAAGACAAGAUCAAAAAUGUUGUGGUGCUGGUCAUGGAGAAUCGCUCUGUCGAUAACCUGCUAGGCGGACAAACAAUCAAGGGACUUGAGAACCCGAUCAACAACGGGCCCUUCUGCAACCCUUACAACGUGAGCAACCCAGCCGAGGGCACCGUCUGCAGCGCGGCCCACGACUACGACUCGGUCACCGACGACCCUGACCACGCAGUGUACGGCAACAACAUUGAGUUCUACGGCACAUUCACUCCCGACAACGAAGCGAUUGCGUCGGGCAAGUUGACUCCCAGCCAGAAGGGCUUCGUUCACGAGCAAUUGCGGAUCUACGGUGCCAAGGCCAACCGCACGCAACUUUCCACCCAGGUCAUGAAUUACUACACCGAGGACCAAGUGCCAGUCCUCACCCAGCUGGUGCAGAACUACGUCGUCUUCAAUCACUGGCACUCCGACAUUCCGGGCCCCACCGACCCCAACCGGGCAGCUCUGACCUCGGGUACCUCAUACGGCCAUGGCAGCAACGACAAUGCUUUCAACGAGCACGCAUUCCCUCAGCGGUCCAUCUUCCAGCAGCUGAGCGAGAUGGACCACAGCUGGAUCAACUACUACGAUACGGCGGGCGGCACGGGCCCGGAUGCUGAGUUCUACGACUGGACCUACACGGCCGACCGCACCAGCCAGGUCCAACCGCUGGAGCAGUUCUACACGGACGCCGCGGCAGGCAACCUGACCGAGUUCACCUACCUCAAUCCCUCUUGCUGCGGCGUGGGCACCAACUCGAUGCACCCCAGCGGCCUCAUCUCGGACGGCGAGAAGCUGAUCAAGAAGGUCUACGAGGCUCUGCGCAACGGACCCCAGUGGUCGGACACGCUGUUCAUCCUCAGUUUCGACGAGACCGGGGGCUUCCACGACCACGUGCCACCCCCCUUGGCCCCUGCGCCAGACAGUCUGGCCUACACGGCCACCACCCCCAGCGGCGAGAAGUACACCUUCCCUUUCAACCGUCUGGGCGGCCGGAUUCCAACCCUGCUGAUCUCGCCGUGGGUCGGGAAGGGAUACGUCGAGCAGAAGGGCACAGACAUCGAGGGCGAGACGGUGUCGUACUCGGCGUCGUCCAUCCUGCGCACGCUCGGCUACCUGUGGGACUUCGAGCCUUUCACGCCGCGGGUCGAGUACGCAGCGUCCUUCGACCAUCUGAUCCAGACACGCGCCCGCAACGACACCCCGGCCACCCUGCCGGAACCGGUAGCCUUCCGCAAGUAGAGCGAGUGUACAGAUCGAAGAGGAGAUGAUGAGAGAAGA
Molecule: messenger RNA, 1404 nt
Organism: Aspergillus homomorphus CBS 101889
Lineage: Eukaryota; Fungi; Ascomycota; Eurotiomycetes; Eurotiales; Aspergillaceae
Product: phosphoesterase superfamily protein
Exons: 2
Coding region: 1-1365 (454 amino acids)
Biological process (GO): phospholipid catabolic process
Molecular function (GO): hydrolase activity, acting on ester bonds
Source: RefSeq, a predicted model, not a curated record